AUGACGACGCCCCGUCCGACUCAUUUGCAUCGGAGGUCCUCUUCCAAGUGGGUGCCGCCCUCCGCCCCUCUCCACAAUCCGAUUUCUAUAUUCCGAGGCCGCAAUAACAGAGAAACUGGGUGAGUUAUUCAUAAUUUCAAUUCAAAAGUCAUUCUGUUCUUUUCUAGAUCUCGAGUCAUCCGCCCCAAUCACUUGUUCGAGUCCCCUCGCUAUGAACUGAAUAACUAUCGAGACUUUACUGACAAUCAGAUAUCUACCACUAAGUACAGUAUCUGGAACUUUGUUCCUCUCAACAUCUGGCAUCAGAUCUCGACCAAAUACGCUAACCUUUAUUUCAUAUUCAUUGCCGUUCUCAAUUGGGUCCCAUUUUUCGAUGCAUACACCCGAUACGUCGGACUUAUUCCAAUCACUUUCGUCCUCGGAACAACGCUGAUUAAAGACGGGGUUGAGGACUAUCGAAGAUGGAAGUUUGACAAUCAGAUCAACACGAAGACGUGCCAUGUGUGGGACCGGGACAGAUGUUCAUUCAGGAAGACUGAAUGGAGGUACAUUCUUGUCGGAGACUUUGUUCACAUUUCGAACGAUCAAGACGUUCCAGCGGAUAUCAUUUUGAUACGGUCAGUUGAUUUUACUUCAUGAACAAUGUUUCAAUUAUUCAGUUCCUCGAACGAAAGUGGCACUUGCUACAUCGAAACGUGUAAUCUGGACGGAGAAACGUCGCUGAAACAGAGAAUGGUUCCUGGCAAAGUGGUCGAGUAUUCGCAUGUAAGAAGUUCUUCGAAUGCGCUCUUAGAAGAGAUUAUUCAGAAGGAUUCCACAUUCAAACCAUCCGAUUUCACCGGAGUUGUGACCUGUGAGAAGCCCGACAAGAGCAUCUACACAAUCAGAGCCAAAGUGGAGUACGAACCGGGGAACACCGAUGUGAUUAUCAAAGAGAACAUGCUGCUCCGCGGCUCUCGCAUCAAAAACACAACGUUUGUCGAGGGAAUUGUGGUUUAUGCGGGACAUGACACCAAAGUGAUGCUGAACAACGGACGGGCGCCGCACAAAACGUCGGGCAUCGAGAAGCUGACCAACAAGUGAGACGGAGAGAAAGAGAGCGACGCUGAAAAUGUGAUUUCAGAUUCAUCAUUGCUUGUUUCCUGAUGCUUUUGGUUAUGGUUGUGUACGGAGCGGUCGCUUCGGCAGUUUGGGUUGGAGAUCAUCCAGUUGACAAACAGGUUUAUUAGGGCACAGAUACACGCAUUUUAGUUUUCCGUAUUGACGGAUGUAUCCACGUUCAAACUCUCAAGAGCAUCCGUGCAUUUCUCGAGCUGCUCGACUACGGCGACGGCAAUCUGAAAACAGUUUUUGAUUGGCGAUAGAGCUCAGUAGAAACUCACAUCCUUCCGCCGUUGUUUUUCACGUUUCUGCGCCUGUUUUAUCAACCGUCUUUCUCGAGAAAAAUCGCUGACUUUGGCCGUUGGCACGAACUUCUUCCGCUUUUUCUUCACUUUCUGUGCCUUUUGAUGGCAGAUGGCUUCUCGAUUUUCCUUUUUGAUCCUUGGAUUUGUGUGAAUCUUUACUUCCCUUGGUUUCCGAGGCAUUUCCAAAGGACAAAAAAGGCUCACGGGGCUUCUGUUCCUGUCACUUUCGAUAGAGCGCAUUUGCAUCAAGGGGACAGUGGGAGAGGAAGAGACGCAGACACUCUUGCAGAUACCGUUCAUCACAUCGAACGCUCCACAGCCAUUCAUCGAAGGAUUCAUUGGCAUCGGCGCCUUCUUCAUCAACUACCAACUUCUGGUCCCCAUCUCUCUUUAUAUCACCGUCGAGAUCAUCAAGGCUCUUCAGAUAUACUUCAUCAGUAAUGAUAUUCAACUUUACGAUGAGAAAUCGGUAGGACACCUUCAAUGAAGCACAAAACACAAAAUUCUUAACUUUCAGGACAGAGCAAUCGACUGUCGUUCGCUGAGUAUCCCGGAAGAACUGGGCACAGUAACCCACGUGCUCUCCGAUAAAACGGGAACGUUGACGGAGAAUAUGAUGAUCUUCCGGAAUUGUGCAUUUGACGAAACGGAUUACGGUACAGAGGAAUCCAAAUCGAACCCGGACAAACCCGUCCGAUCGGAUGCUCUUUACUCGAGGAUCAUGAACUCGAUGCACAAUCCCAUUCAGAAGCACUUCUUCGCCAAUAUUCUACUCAAUAACUCUGUUGUUGUCAACCGUAUUCCUCAUACAGAUGCGUUGGACUUAGGAUCGUUUGAGGGAGGGUCUUAUAAUAUUGGAAACUCGAGUUUCUAUGAUGUGACGGAAGAGAAGUACAAAGAAAUGUUGGAGGCGAUCGGGAAGGAACCAGCCGACGACGACUUUAGAAGGCCUAGCGAGUAAGCGUUGAGAAAGGCGCUCUAAACUUCCGAUGUGGAUUCGAUGAGCAUUUGUGCGGUUGCAUCGAAUCCACAUCGGAAGUUUAGAGCGUCUUGAUAGGUUGCACAUUGAAAUUCACCCACCAUCCCUUUGGUGGGCGUUCCCGCCUGCGCAACAGACGUGUAGGUGAAGCCGAAUUGAGCACUCUGAUCAGUUUUCUUCCAUCGUUUGAUGAAUCCCUGCCUGGGUCACCAUGUACAAACAGGUGCGGGCUAUGGUGUAACGAUUUAUUCGGAAAGAAUCGUAGAAGUCGAAGAAUGUAGAAAGUAGAAGAAAGAAUAGAAGAGAAUAUCCUGAGAAGAGCGAUUCCGGGGUAUUUAACGGAGUUCCGCUAAUCGAAUCACCGUGAAUGUGCCUGGGAACGGUGAGGAAUGGGGAUGGUUAUUAUUAUCGUGAGAGUCGAUGGGAAUGCUCUGUUCUGUGGUCAUUGAUCAUCUCCUCCGUCGUCGAUAUCGCGAUCUGCGACAGGUCAAGUCAUAGUUUUAACAGUACCUGUUUCAGUUUGGGACUCACGACGACAAUUCAGUUUGAUGACCGUCUCACAGUCAUUGCUGAAGAGGACACACCGUCUGAUUCCCCUCUUCCAUCCGAAAUGACACCGCAAGAGUCUCCAGAAACGGCCACUACCAACUCGAUGUCCCCAAUCUACCGACCACUUUCAUCGCUUUCCUCUUUCUCCAGAAAAGUCUCAACAGUUGUGAGAAGGAGUAUUUUGAGGCCGAUCUCUGACUUGUGAGCCGUCUCGCAAUAUUUAUUCAUUCCUAUUUCUCAUUUUCAGCAUCCCGGUGAGGAAACGUUUGAUCUCGUUCAAACAACAGGAUCUGAACCCGUACGAGGCGGAGAGUCCGGACGAGCUCGCACUUAUCGAAGGAGCCACCCUUUAUGAUUAUGUACUUCUGGAAAGAGCCGCCACGAGCAUUACCAUUUCGACGCCCGAGAAAGCGGAGAAACGGUACGAACUGUUGCUAACUCUUCCGUUUGAUGCCACGAGAAAACGGAUGUCCGUGGUUGUGAACUCUCCAAAAGGGCCUCUUUUGUAUUGUAAAGGCGCCGAUUCUGCAAUUAUGCCGAGGUGAGAAAUGGAUGGAACGCAUGGAAAAGCAGUGGACCUUUUUAAUUACAGGUUAACUGCGGAGAAUAAGUCCGAAGGAAGAGUUCGGGCAAUUGAGGAACAUUUGGAUGGGUACGCAAAGAGAGGUCUGAGGACGCUCUGCUUUGCAAUGAAGUAUAUUCCGCAGGAGGAGUUCGACGACUUUCUGCACUCUUACAAAUUCGUAAGAAGACAUUCUUCACUUCUUUUUCUAUCUUUUCUUUCAGUUGAUGGAAGACGCGUCAAGUGAGCGAGAGAAAAUGUUAUCCGAAAAGGCGGACGAGCUGGAGAAAGGACUGGCAUUGUGUGGAGUGACCGGGAUAGAGGACAAACUGCAGGACGGAGUGGCCGACACUUUGUGCUCUCUGAGAAGUGCGGGCAUCCAGGUGUGGGUGCUGACGGGCGACAAACUGGAGACUGCACAGAAUAUUGCGACUUCGAGUGGACUGUUCCAUCCGCACAGACCUCUGAAAGUGAUCGAGUCGGAAGCAGAUGCAGAGGAGGCCAGUGAAUCAACAGGACUCAACAUCAUCAUGUCCCCCGCCGCGAUCCGAUUGGCUCAAGAAGGGAAUGUGCAUUUGAUGGAAACACUCAAAAAGUAGACACUUCUGAAAUUUCCUUUCAAUUAUUUCAGUUUUCAGAGCAAAAACAGUGUUGUGCUACCGAAUGACUCCUGCCGAAAAAGCGACAAUAGUGAAUACGGUCAAGAAACGAAUAAAAGGGAAUGUGCUGGCGAUCGGAGACGGUGCGAACGACGUUCCGAUGAUUCAGGCGGCGCACGUUGGAAUCGGAAUUGCUGGAAAAGAAGGAUUGCAGGCGGCGAUGGCAUGUGACUUCGCCAUUGCUAGGUUCAGGUUCUUGUCGAGAUUACUUCUGGUACACGGCCACUGGAGCUACUACCGUCUUUCCAACACAUUCCUCUACUUUCUUUACAAAAACGCUGUGAGAUAACAGCGCUCCUUUAUGCCUUAAGAGUUGUUAUUCCAGAACGCCGUCUUCAUAGUCUUCUACUAUCAAUUCUUCAACGGCGCUUCCGGAUUGAACCUCAUCGAUCCUCUUUACGGCGUCGCCUAUCCGAUCAUUUUCACGAGUGUUCAGCCGGUCAUUGUGGGCGUUCUAGACCAAGACGAAAAGGACGAAACGCUGAUGAAUCAUCCGGAAAGAUACGUUCUGGGAAGGGAGAAUCAGAUGUACACGUGGAAGCACUUCUUCCGAGAUGUCAUUGAUGGAAUAUACCAGGCCGCCGUUAUCUAUUACAUUCCACAUCUGGUAGGCAGACUCCCUUUAGUCAAUUUCUAAUCUCAUUUCCUCAGACUCUCCUCGAUUCUAACAUCAGUGUGUGGGAAGUUGGAUUCUACGUUGCAAUCGGUUCGGUCCUCGUCAAUUCUGCUCAUUUAGCCCUUCAAGUUCGAUACUGGCACUGGCCUCUCGCUUCCUCUUUCUUCUUCUUCAUCUUUCUCACUUUUGCCUAUUUCUUCGGCGUAUACACGUCAGGAGGACUCAGUAUGGUUCCGGAUACGCCCGUCCGGAUGCCAGUGCACGCAGUUUCUGACGGCCGAUUCUGGUUCUCCAGUAUAAUCACAGUGAUCGUGGCGCUUUGUCCAAGGUGGGCACUCCAUCAUUCCCUAUCCUUCCUACCCCUUUCAGAUUUACUUCCCAAUGCCUACUCGCUUCAGUCAACACGGGUCCUACUCCGGCUCAAUGA
Molecule: messenger RNA, 5198 nt
Organism: Caenorhabditis sp. 36 PRJEB53466
Lineage: Eukaryota; Metazoa; Nematoda; Chromadorea; Rhabditida; Rhabditidae
Source: the annotation of a GenBank genome assembly